Zea mays is the source of this 1679-nucleotide messenger RNA. RefSeq names its product putative cytochrome P450 superfamily protein. Lineage: Eukaryota; Viridiplantae; Streptophyta; Magnoliopsida; Poales; Poaceae. Bases 2 to 1576 code for a protein of 524 amino acids. The transcript is spliced from 2 exons. Gene Ontology annotation, molecular function: monooxygenase activity; oxidoreductase activity, acting on paired donors, with incorporation or reduction of molecular oxygen; heme binding. The record is from RefSeq and is marked provisional.
CAUGGAUCUAACAAGCACAACCACUGCCUUCUUAUCCGGUCUGAUACUGAUCCUUGUGUCACUUGUUGCUCACAAAGCCAGAACAAGCAGAUCCAUGAAGAGGAGGCCUCCUGGUCCACGGGCGCUCCCCUUCAUCGGAUGCAUCCACCACGUGCUCACCUCGCAGCCGCAGGCCGCCCUACGUGACCUGGCUCAGAAGCAUGGCCCGGUGAUGUACCUGAAGCUGGGGCAGGUGGACACCGUCGUCAUCUCCUCGCCGACGGCGGCGCAGGAGGCGCUCCGGGAGAAGGACAGAAGCCUGGCGUCGCGGCCGAGCUUGCUCGGCUCGGAGAUCAUCUGCUACGGCAACCGCGACAUCGCCUUCGCGCCCUACGGCGACUACUGGCGCUCGCUGCGCAAGAUGUGCACGGUCGAGCUCCUCAACGCUUCCAAGGUGAGGCGGUUCGCGGCCAUCAGGGACAGCGAGACCAUGUCCCUGGUCAGGGAGAUACGCCGCGCCUGCGCCGCCGCCAGCGGAGAGCCCGUGGACCUCGGCGGCCUGCUCCUGUCGUGCACCAACUCCGUAACCGGAAGGGCAGCGUUCGGCAACCGCUGCAGCAGGGAGCUCACGGCGGAUUUCCUGUCCGCCAUCUCCGUGGUGAUAAGCAACAUCUCGGGGCUCUGCGUCUCGGACCUCUUCCCGUCGCUGCGGUUCGUGGACGCCCUCACCGGCACCAAACGCCGCCUGCGGAGGGCGCACCAGCGGCUCGAAGACGUGUUUGCCAGGAUCAUCUCUGACGGGGAGGCACGGCGGGCGGAAAGGAAGGGGACUGGUGCUGGUGCAGGAGGAGACGACGACGACGACGACCUUCUAAGCGUCAUGCUGAGGAUUCGCGACGAGGGUGAGUUUGAGAUCCCGAUCAACAACACAAACAUCAAGGCAAUCAUCCUGGAUUUAUUCACAGGAGGGACGGAGACGACUUCGUCGGUGGCCGAGUGGCUCAUGGCGGAGCUGAUGAGGAACCCCGACGCAAUGCACAAGGCGCAAGACGAGGUGCGGCAAGCAUUCGAGCACAGCAGCCCCGACGAGCACGAAGCCCAGAUGGACAAGCUGCGCUACACCAAGACGGUGAUCAAGGAGACCCUGAGGCUGUACCCGCCCCUCCCGCUGCUCCUCCCUCGCCAGUGCCGAGAGACCUGCGACAUCGGCGGGUUCCAGGUGGCCAAGGGCAGCAGGGUGAUCGUGAACGCAUGGGCGAUCGCGAGGAGCCCGGCGCACUGGGACGACGCCGACAGGUUCAUGCCUGAAAGAUUUGAGCGCGACGAUAGCGCGGCAGGUUAUUCCAGGGCUACUACUGAUGGCACUACACAGUUUGAGUACCUGCCGUUUGGGCACGGGAGGAGGAUUUGCCCGGGCAUGGGCUUCGGCUUGUCCACCUUGGAGAUCCUAGUUGCGCGGCUCCUCUACUACUUUGACUGGAGCCUUCCGGAAGGAAUGCAGGUGGUGGACCUGGACAUGGACAUGACUGUCGGUGCGUCGGCCAGGAGGACCAACAAACUGCACCUAGUGGCCUCGCCGUAUCAAGUGCCCACGUAGAUUUCAUAUGAUGGUUGCAGUUUUGCAACCAAAAGUUGUGCCUCUUUUUCUUUUCCUGGCUUCUUUCCUAUCCUGCGGAAAUCAAAUAAGGCCUUGUUCGGUU